UUUUUAAGUUAUUUAUUUUGAGAGGGAGAAAAGGGACCACAAGCAGGGAAGGGGCAGAGAGGAGAGCCAGGAUCCCAAGCAAGCAGGCUCUGCGCUGUCAGCACACAGCCCGGCCCGAUGCGGCGUUUCAGUUCACGACCGUGAGAUCAUGACCAGAGCCACAUCAGGAGUCGGCGCUUUAACCGACAGCCCCACCCAGGCGUCCCCAAUCUCUCCCAUAUUGUAAACACACACACACACACAUAUAUACACGUAGUGGUAACUAUGUAGAGAGGAUGGACAUGUUAAUUAGCUUGAUUGUGGUCUUUUCACAUUGUGUAUGUAAAUCCAAAUAUCAAGUAUAUCUUAAAUGUAUACAAUUUUUAUAUGUCUAAGAUAUUUCAGUAAAGCUAUCAAAAGAGAUAAAGAAAACCUCCCAUAGUUCCCCAUUAGUCUCAAAAUAAAAGCCAAAAUCCUACUGUAGACUCUGAGGCUCUAGGUGAUCUGCAUCCAGCACCCCCCCCCCCCCCCCCAUCUCAUCUCUGUCUAUUGUCUCCUUUGCAAGUGCUUUUCCAGUCUUGGUGACUCCAUGACCAGUUCUAGUACCCUUCUGGUUGGGGGUUUUGCCUUUGCCAUCUCCUCUAUCCAGAAUUCUCUCCACUGAUUUCUCAUGGCUCAUUUCCUAACUUCAAUCAGAUCUCAGCUCAAAGUUCAUCCUAGUCACUUAUUCAUUUGUUCAUUCCAAAUGGCAGGCACUGUGGAAUGAACCAGAAAACAAAACAAAGUCUCUGCUCUUGUGGGGAGGAGAGCACAUUCUACUGGAGCGGAAAUACACAAUAAAAUAAACAUGGUGUUGGGGCACCUCGGUGGCUCAGUCAGCAUCUGACUCUUGAUUUUGGCUCAGGUCAUGAUCUCACAGUUUGUGGGUUCAGAGUCUGCUUGGGAGUCUAUCUCUGCCCCCACCCCAUUUGCUCUCUUUCUCAAAAAUAAAUAAACGUAAAAAAAUAAGAAUAAACAUGGUGUCAAGUGAAACUGCUAUGAGAAAAACAGCCUAAAAGUAUAAAGGGGUUCUACAUUUGAUGGGGUGCUCAGGGAUGGCUUUGGGAUAAAAUGAACUUUGUUUUUGCUCUACUGCUAACCAAUUAUGUGGCCUGGGGUGAGAUUCUUCACCUUGCUGAGGCCAUUUGGUUUGUGAAAGGAGUUCACAAGGUUCAGUGGGAUGAUGCAAGUGGCAGGGUUGGCAAACCCUACUUCCUUAUGCAUAUGUGAGUGAUUUCUGAGUCCCAUGAAGGAAAAGGAAACUCAGGAGAGGAGCCGUGGGCUGACAUCCUGAUGCUGGCAGGCUGGGUCUGCAGACCCAGCGGGGGUCCUGCAGGACCAGUCAAAAGGGUCCUUGGCUUCCCGCAGGAAGGAAAUCAAACAGGAGCCAGCAGUAGGUGAAAGCAGUUUAUUGAAGACAGAGAGAGAGAGAGAGAUAAGGACUGGGUGUCUGGAAGACUUGGAAAGGAAAAGACCAUGAGUCUCAUCUUUUCUUGGGGUCUGGGGUUUUCACUGGCGAUUGUACUCUGUGCACAUGCCUUCUCAGGCAUCCAGGAACUGGUCAGAACAAGGAUAGGGUCCUUCUUAAGCCACUCGUUCCCUGAGGCCUGGGGUCUUGGCGUGGAGAUAUCUAGGGCCAGUAGUCUGGAAUAGGCACUUGAUGGCCUGCCGGGUCAUUCCUUAGAUAUCGCCUAUUGUGCUGGAAGACUCCAAAGAUAUCAUUAUCUCUUUGUCCCUUACAAGGAGAACAUGGGUUUUUGCAUUACGAGGCAUGUGUUGAGUGGGGUGGGAAUGCGGGGUCCUAGCAAGAAUAGAAGCCAGAAAAGAAGCAAAGGAAAAACACGGCUUUUUUCCCUGGGGUUCCUUCAGUUUCCCUGUCUCAGUCUGAGUCCAACUGGAAGCAACCUCCCAACCAGUACUAUGGAAAACGGCUAUGAUUGCUGCAGAGGCUUGUAGGAGAGCCUAGGACUAAAGUAAAGAAAGAGGGCUUCCCUGUGGGAUGCUGAUUCUAGUGAUUUGGAGGUCUCAUUGGGGAGGGAGGAACAAAGCCCAAGCUCCAAUCAGCCGGGGUCCCCGUCCGGUACCUCUGAGUUCCAUCAUUCGAGCCGGAGUCGCCCGUCAAGUUUUACGUCACUGGGAUCAAACCAAUCACGUCUUUAAGUGCACCAAUCGGCGCAUGCUUACGGCGGAAAUGAGGUCGCCCCAGCCAAUGACAGGGGCCGUACGGCGGAAGUGUAGAAAUGGUCUCUUGGGAAGAUGGCAGCCUCAGUCCGGCCACAAGUUGAUUGGCAGGUGCGGUGACCAGAGGCUCUAGACUCCAGGCCCUGUCCCCUGGGCUCUGCCUUCGGAUGUCCCACCGUACACAGCCUGCAUGCGCCGUGGGGCGCCCCAGGACCAGGAGCUGGUGGGCCCGGGGGCUCCUGCGCGGGGGUCCCGGGGCGCCCCUCCUCCCUCGGGACUUGUCCCGGUCCUCGUCUUUCCCCCGGACCUAGUAUUCAGGGCGGACCAGCGGAGUGGACCCCGGCAGCUGCUGACCCUCUAUAACCCCACGGGAGCUGCGCUUCGCUUCCGAGUUCUGUGCACAGCACCUGCCAAAUAUACGGUGUUUGACGCAGAAGGAUACGUGAAACCUCAAUCCUGCAUUGACAUUGUGAUUCGCCAUGUGGCCCCCAUUCCCAGCCAUUAUGACGUCCAGGACCGCUUCCGCAUUGAGCUGUCUGAGGAGGGAGCUGAGGGUCGAGUGGUGGGGCGCAAGGACAUCACCUCGAUUCUGAGGGCCCCAGCCUACCCUCUUGAGCUUCAGGGACAGCCUGACCCAACGCCCCACCCAGGGCCUCCUUCCUGGACAGCACCACCCACGGCCAGACACUUCCCCGAGAACCCCCAUCCACAACUGGCCACCAGCUCCUUCCUCCUCUUCUUGCUGACGGGCAUAGUCUCUGUGGCCUUCCUGCUGCUCCCGCUCCAGGACGAACUUGGCAGCCAGCUGCCCCAAAUCCUGCACGUCUCCCUGGGACAGAAGUUGGUGGCGGCCUACAUCUUGGGCCUCCUCACCAUGGUGUUCCUUCGGACCUGAGCUCCCUGCUCAACUUUUACCCACCUCCUGGGGCAGAGAUGUGGAUGUGUACAUGAGACAGCCACUGUGAUGCCCCUGCUUUGUUUCAACUCCUACUCCCUCUUCUUCCUGCCCAGCCUCUCUCCCCAACUACCCAGGGAUUUGUAUUCAUUUUCCAAAUUGAAUAAAAUAAAUUUUUGAAAUUAAACUAAGAAA
This is a messenger RNA of Acinonyx jubatus (cheetah), 3289 nucleotides long. It is a transcript of the gene MOSPD3, whose product is annotated as motile sperm domain containing 3. Gene Ontology annotation, cellular component: cytoplasm. The record is from RefSeq and is a predicted model, not a curated record. Bases 2390 to 3094 code for a protein of 234 amino acids. The transcript is spliced from 6 exons. NCBI's taxonomy places the organism in Eukaryota, Metazoa, Chordata, Mammalia, Carnivora, Felidae.